GUAGAGCAACUACUACUUACAGUGGCCAGUGACUUCCAAAGCUGAAGCUUAGAGAUCACUCCAUUGAGUACAACUCAAUGGAGAAGCUUAAAACUCCGUUUAAGAUGGAUACCCUGCUCAAGUACGGCAGUGACCUAACCCAAAUGGCCCUUGAGCACAAAUUUGACCCUGUUAUAGGAAGGGAAAAUGAGAUGGAGAACGUCAUGCGAAUCUUAUGCAAAAGGAAGAAGAACAAUCCCUGUCUCAUUGGAGAGCCUGGUGUUGGCAAGACAGUGGUUGCUGAAGGCCUAGCACAAAAAAUUGUCAAUGAAGUUAAUUUACCACCUAGACUUGAGAAGAAGAAGGUGAUUUCAUUGGAUAUGGCGCGUUUGAUUGGCGGUGCAAGUAACCGAGGUGAAUUCGAGGAGAGGUUAACCAAUGUGGUAGAUGAAGUAAAACAAAGUGAAGGUGAAAUAAUACUAUUCAUUGAUGAAAUACACACUCUGGUUGGAACAGGAUCAGGAGGUACUGCACUUGAUGCUGCUAAUAUACUUAAACCAGCUCUUGCUAGAGGUGAACUUAAGUGUAUUGGUGCCACAACACAUAAUGAAUACAGGAAACACAUUGAGGAAGACUCGGCUCUGGAAAGGCGUUUUCAGCCCGUACUAGUUCCUGAACCAUCGGUUGAGGACGCAAUUUUAAUCUUACAAGGCCUACGUAAACUUCAUGAGAACUUCCACAAUGUUCGUUACACUGAUGAAGCUCUGGUUGCUGCUGUAAGAUUGUCAAAGCAGGACAUCAGUGGCCGCUUCCUACCUGAUAAGGCAAUAGAUUUGAUAGACGAAGCAGGAGCCCAUGUUCAACUUCAUCAAGCUAAUAGACAUGUAUCAACUCAAGUACCACUAGUUACAGAAAUGGAUAUGAGGCGAAUUGUGUCUGCUUGGGCUGGAAUGCCUCUGGAAAAAAUAUCACAGGAAGAGUCUGGCCGCCUACUUAACAUGGAGAAAAUCCUCCAUGAGCAUGUCAUAGGUCAGGAUGAGGCUGUGGUAGCAAUUAGUCAGGCCAUUCGCCGAGCCCGAGUUGGUGUUAGGAACCCUGAUCGUCCCAUUGCCAGCUUCAUAUUCAGUGGACCAACUGGAGUUGGUAAAACUGAACUAGCCAAGGUUUUGGCAAGUGAAUACUUCGGUACAAAAGAAGCAAUGAUCAGACUAGAUAUGAGUGAAUACAUGGAGAGACACAGUGUGGCCAAGUUAAUUGGUUCACCUCCUGGCUAUAUAGGCCAUGAAGAUGGUGGCCAGCUGACCAAAGCUGUUCGUCGCCGGUGCCACACAGUUAUACUCUUUGAUGAGAUUGAAAAGGCUCACCCUGAUGUGUUCAAUAUAUUACUCCAAAUUUUAGAAGAUGGGAGAUUGACAGAUUGUAAGGGUAGGACUCUGGAUUUUAAAAAUACUAUACUUAUUAUGACAUCCAAUAUUGGUUGUAGUUUGAUCAUAAAGCAGGGGGUUCAUAAGAGCAAGGUUGCAGAGGAACUAGGAAAAUAUUUCAGGCCUGAGUUCCUGAACAGGUUAGAUGAAGUCAUAGUCUUCAGGUCCCUGACCAAAUUGGAGAUAAAGGAAAUUGCAAACAAAAUGCUGGAUGAGGUGUGUAAGCGUCUUGAGGCAAAGAAGAUCUUUCUUCAGGUAACUGAAGCAUUCAAAGAUAAGCUAGUUGAACAAGGUUACCGUCCACAGUAUGGUGCGAGACCAUUGAGAAGGGCAAUAACAAGACUUUUGGAAGACAAGUUAGCAGAUAAGAUCCUCUCUGGAGAUAUUAAAGAGGGAGACUCGAUACUUGUGAGUGGUGUAAAUGGCGAACUGAAAAAGAUCCAUUAUAGGAUGUAG
Molecule: messenger RNA, 1859 nt
Organism: Telopea speciosissima
Lineage: Eukaryota; Viridiplantae; Streptophyta; Magnoliopsida; Proteales; Proteaceae
Product: chaperone protein ClpC2, chloroplastic-like
Exons: 5
Coding region: 78-1859 (593 amino acids)
Biological process (GO): cellular response to heat
Cellular component (GO): cytoplasm
Molecular function (GO): ATP hydrolysis activity; ATP binding
Source: RefSeq, a predicted model, not a curated record